Doryrhamphus excisus (bluestripe pipefish) is the source of this 2443-nucleotide messenger RNA. It is a transcript of the gene cnppd1, whose product is annotated as cyclin Pas1/PHO80 domain containing 1. The record is from RefSeq and is a predicted model, not a curated record. Gene Ontology annotation, cellular component: cyclin-dependent protein kinase holoenzyme complex; nucleus. Gene Ontology annotation, molecular function: protein kinase binding; cyclin-dependent protein serine/threonine kinase regulator activity. Gene Ontology annotation, biological process: regulation of cyclin-dependent protein serine/threonine kinase activity. NCBI's taxonomy places the organism in Eukaryota, Metazoa, Chordata, Actinopteri, Syngnathiformes, Syngnathidae.
UCUUGAACCACGGAAGCUGUGUGACGUCAUCGUCAGGUCAGGGCGUGUUGCGAGCGGGGCGACGUGUUCAGGCCAAGCUGUCGUCUUUUCAACAUCAGCUGGACUAAUGUUGAACAUUCAAUAACUUAGACAUGGAUUUUAAGUCAUUAUUCAACGAUACAGCGAUUCAGUUUUCCGACUUCCACGAGUUCACGUUCCUUCCUGGACACCAGAAGUUGUCUGAACGAGUGAGAAAGCGACUCUAUUAUGGCCUGGAACAAGAUGUGUCUCUUGAGGUCCUCUCCUCCCCUGUGACAGAUAUCGCUGUUGAAAUCUUCCAGAAAAAUGCCCCGAGCCCAAUACGAAAGCUCCACAAGAAGUAUGCCGCACAUGUCGCCAGGGAGGCUUGCAUUUCCCCGUGUGCCAUGAUGCUGGCUCUGGUUUAUAUUGAAAGGCUCCGUCACAGAAACCCUGAAUACCUGCAAAAGAUCUCCUCCUCUGACCUCUUCCUGAUCUCUAUGAUGGUUGCCAGCAAGUACUUGUAUGAUGAAGGAGAGGAAGAGGAGGUUUUCAAUGAUGAGUGGGGAGCAGCUGGGAAGCUGGACGUUGAAACGGUUAAUAAGCUGGAGAUGAAUUUUCUGAACGCCAUUGAGUGGAGCCUCUUCACAGAGUCAAAAGACUUCUUUGAUUCACUGAGCCAAGUAGAGACCAGCAUUGCACAGCGUCAGGGGAUGAAGCGAGGUUGGUUUACCUACACUGACCUAUGCGUGUUACUGGAGCAAUCAACAUGGAGCCAAGCACUUACAGCCAUCUACCAGCACUUUACCAAGGUUUCAUGUAUGCUCGGAUUUUUGUACCUGACCAGUGUGGCUGGCCUCAUUGCCACCAGCACUGUGCUCCACCAAGUCAGCCUCUGUCCAAAUGGCCGCACUCUUUUGCCACACCCAACUGAAGUCACUCCGGCACACCUUCGCACCUCCAGCCUCAACCCAGAAGCUUCUUCUGAACUCGGUCACCUCGCCUCUUGCACUCUGGCCAACAAGAGUCUGGACCGUCACACCAAAGUGGUUGGAGAGGGCCGACACCACAGUCCAGCUUCUGUUCCAGCCACCUCAAAGACAUCUAUUUUGUAUCUCUGGGGCUCACUCCUCAGCUCUGUUGGCUCCACACAGCCAGAGAUGGAGAUGGUUUCUCCUGACACCUGGUCCACUGCUGCCCCCUUUCUUCCUGGCUGCCAUACCACCCUCGCUCAACGUGAACGCAUGCUGAGAAACCACUCGACUCUGUUCAGCCAUCAUGCAUCAUGGCUGGCCUCCAUCUUCCUUGAAAGCUCUGAAACCAGUCCUGACCUUGGAAUGUUUCCACCUGUGCCACUGGGACAUUGUCGUCAACAUUUUAUGGUACCUGUAGACAAGACAAGAGCUCUCCUCAUGCCAGGCUAGCAGCCUGCAGACCCCACCGCUAAAAGCUCACGGUCAAAGAAAUAGAAGACAAACCAGCACUGUUUUUCUUAAGCUCCUCACAUUUUUAUUUCCAUUUCUCCUAUGUAGACCACAGUAAGUGCACAUAUCAUAUUUCACUGGUGUGUUAAACACUUUGCUGCAGAGUCAUGGUGAUUUAAGGGUUUUCAUUUUAAGUUUUUUGGGGCUAGUUGGCCUGUUUUUGCUUGAAAGCUAAAAAGCUUUUGUGUAGAGGGUUAAAGUAAGUUUGGUUUAAAUGAUGUUACUCGGUGAGAAGAACAACUAUAAGAAGUUUCCGGCCAGAAACGGGCCGCACACGCACAAUAUUCUGCAACUGCUGUGCUUUUCAAUCCACAUUGCCCCCCACUAAAGCUAACUAUUGUCUUAAUACAACAGGAUAGUAGUUCACUAUUGUUUCCUCAUUCUCCGGGGCUGCUUACAUAAAAGCUGAAGGAUGCCAGACACCCCCUUUGAUACAUUUUGUGCUUUAAAGAUGCUAAAACCAAUCCAAUGUAGGUCAAUAAAACAUCCUAGCUUUGUGUAAUAGCACAUUAGCAGAAACGAGCUGUGAGCCAAAAAUGGCCACAUUUUGCACACACCUGCUCUAAGGUAUCAUAUAUUCAGUAUUCUUUGCAUUUUGGAGUGUAACUCCACCUUAUCUAGUAUGCUACCAUCAUAGUGGAAGAUGUACGUAUAUCUACUUGUUGCUUCACUCCACACCUGCUGCCAUAUCCAUCUUUUUCACAGGAUUUCUUUUCAAAGUUUCACUUGCAUCAUGUUUUGAUGAUUGUGUCCCACAUUAAGCCAAAAUGGUCCCCAGGACUUUGGAAUUUAUCGAGUUGCUAUGACAAUUUAUUAUACUUGGAAGAACAAUGUCAUUUUGUACAUGUUGUAAAAUGCAAAUAUUGUUGGAAAAAAGCAAGACUAUUUAGGGGAGGAGAAAAUGCUGAAAUGAAUAAAGAAUGGCUUUCUUUUAGUCUGGAAGCUUCAGACUUGAAAAGCAA